Molecule: messenger RNA, 828 nt
Organism: Trichoderma reesei QM6a
Lineage: Eukaryota; Fungi; Ascomycota; Sordariomycetes; Hypocreales; Hypocreaceae
Exons: 1
Molecular function (GO): hydrolase activity, acting on halide bonds, in C-halide compounds
Source: RefSeq, a predicted model, not a curated record
CCCUCCAAAACCUCCCGCCUCACAACCGUCAAGGCCCUCCUCUUCGACGUCUUCGGCACAGUCGUCGACUGGCGCUCCUCCGUGACAGACGAGCUCUCCCUGCGCAUCUUCCGCAAGCAGUCCUCCUCCUCCUCCUCCUCCCCCUCAUCAUCAUCAUCAUCAUCCCUCCCCCCAGCCCUAAAGUCUCGGCUUGAAUCCCUCACGCAGAGCGACUGGGACCGCUUCGUGCAGGAGUGGCGGGACUCGUACAUUGCCUUUACGAGGGACUUCAACGCCGCCACGGACGAGUGGAAGAGCAUUGACGAGCAUCACCGGGAGAGCCUCGUCGAGCUUCUCAAGAAAUGGAACCUCGACGGCUUGUUCACCGAGUCGGAGAUUGAAAGCCUGAGCCUCGUCUGGCACCGCCUGAGCCCGUGGCCGGAUUCCGUGGACGGGCUGGAGGAGCUGCACAGGAGAUACACCACCGCCACGCUCUCCAACGGAAACACCAGCCUCCUGCGCGACCUGAGCGACUUUGGGGGCUUGGCCUUUGACCGCAUCUUCUCGGCCGAGACGUUCCGCGCGUACAAGCCCGAUCCGGGGACGUACCUCGGCGCCGUGCGCGCGCUGGGCUUGCGGCCCGACGAGGUCGCUCUUGUGGCGGCGCACCUGAAGGAUCUGCGGGCGGCGAGGGAGUGUGGGCUGGGAACCAUUUAUGUCGAGAGGGAUCGGGAGGAGGAAUGGGGGAGGGAGGAGGAGAGGUUCGUCGAGGCAAAGGGAUGGGUUGAUUUGUGGGUUGAGGAGGGGGAGGGCGGGUUGCUUGGUGUUGCGGAGAGGUUGCGGGCGUUG